Molecule: messenger RNA, 2380 nt
Organism: Gadus macrocephalus (Pacific cod)
Lineage: Eukaryota; Metazoa; Chordata; Actinopteri; Gadiformes; Gadidae
Product: testis-expressed protein 264 homolog
Exons: 3
Coding region: 1455-1931 (158 amino acids)
Biological process (GO): reticulophagy; protein-DNA covalent cross-linking repair
Cellular component (GO): replication fork; endoplasmic reticulum membrane; autophagosome membrane
Source: RefSeq, a predicted model, not a curated record
GUGAAGGGUACGUGGAGCACUGCCGGGGGGGCCAGACUUCAGGUCCUUCGAAGGGCACAGUUCCCCCUCCGAACAUGAGGACAGCCAGCAGGUGCCUGCUAGUCUCCUGCUAAUCUCCUGAUAGUCUCAUAAAUCAGACUUUAGAGUGAUAUCUGAUGGCAAACAAGCUCAAAUCAUGGGUGAGCAGGGCGUUUAACUUUCUUUUGCUUGAUAUUUUGUUUCAACCGAUGAUGUUGCAGGAUCUGUGCGCGUGUAAUUUAACAUAAACUCAGCAGUAGUAAAGUCUACAAAAGUGUUGAAUCAACCGACCACCAUCGAAAUUUUCUUAUUAAAAUUCCACUCGGAAAGUUUCAUCCACUCGUGCAAAUGAGUUUCUCUAGGGUGGAAGACCUCGUGGGGCGCAACGCCCCUUCGCAGUUUCUGGUUUCCGGCCCAGGCUUUGUGCCGUCUCCCCCCAGCAGUUCUGCUAGAACAUACUAGGACUGAUUAGACUUCUGAAUGCCCACAGCUUCAGUAGUAGGAAAGUUAGCUGCUGACGUAAUACACCAGUCCAGGACUCUUCGCAAAACAGAGUCAUGCAAUGAGUCCCUUUUGAUUCCAAACCACGACCAGCAGAUCUCACCAAAGAUACUUGAUGUUAAAUCUUUGAUCACUCUGGAGUUCCUCAGUUGAACCAAAAGUAUCAGAACCUAUCGCAGAUUCUGGGCUGCUGUGCUGGCACUACAUGUUCCUUGAGUCCAUGGUUGGUUUACUGGUUUUCUAACAUCGAUCCUGGGAUGGAUCCAUGGUAGGUAAACCCGGACACCAAAGCCCACCCACUUCCUGGAGCCAAUCACCAGCGAAUGCUGCAAGAAAGCUUGCAAGCGUCUUUAUGAGUUCUUCUGUGCCGGUGCAGGGAUUGCAUCAGUUGACCUGAAGAUGACAUCUUGUCAGUAUCCUGUUAGCUCGUGUAACCGGAUAUGUACAGGGUGAGUGUCCCCGGCCCCUUACCAAGAGUGGAGUGAAGAGUCGUAAUAGCGAUUGUCACCUUCAGAGUCCGACAUAUUGGAGUUGAUGUAGAAAAGCACUUCAGGAAAAAACGAACCUAGAGUUUGUUGAAACUGGGGGGAAAUGACAUGUUGAUUGCUAUUCACUACAGCUGGGAGCAACCCCAGGGCCACGGCUGUUACACUUCAAACCAUAUGCUUUGCUGCCCUUUAUCACUGACCUUUUUGAAGAGCUUCCUUUCAGCCGGAAUACCAGCCAAUUACACAGACCGCACAACCGGGGAGAGUAGAACCUGCGUCUGAAUACCAAUCAGUUAAGAGGGUGCGCUCUCUCCCCCCCCUCCGCUACUUGUGUGGCCGUCCAUCCCUGCUGUUCUGGGGUCGUCCCACGGACCUCCGCUGGGCGUCUCCCACGGACGAGCUCUUUCACGUCUCUUUGGCCUCCAGAGAAAAGCUCUGUCUAUCUCAAUGGCUUCUACUCUAACAAAGGAGAGGAAGCUGUGUGCCCACCCGUACGUCGAAGUCUACAGCCUGGGCCGCGUCCAGUACAUGGUCCCGCUGGCCCGCCAGGGAGACUUCUACGUGCCUGAGCUCCGCCAAUCAGAGAGGAGGGUUUCCGCAGGCGAGUUGUCAGGGAGUGAGUCAGACGUCUCAGGUGCGGACUCCAACAGCGAGUACAGCUCGGAGAGCGGGGUGCUCCUGAGCGACAGCCGGGAGGGCUCCGUCGCCAGGUCCUCGCCGUCCAGGCGCUCCCAGGGCCGGGAGAGGCGGACGGAGGGCUCCCGGGAGAGGGGCCCCAACGCCGCCGCCACCUUUAGAGGCCCGACCGGGCGGGGCCGAGGGGCCGGGCGGGGCCGAGGGGCCGGGGGCGAAGGCCCGGUCGUUAGUGAGGAGAACCACCAGGAGAAGACGGGAGAGGCGGCCGUGGGGGGUGGGGAGGAGUGAGUCACGGCGCCUUUAGGAGGCAGAGAGGGAUCCAUGUUGGUGGUGGGAGAGAAAACCUUGAAAUUUUUUUUUUAUUAGUUUUUAGAAAUUAUUCAUUUUAUGUGAAUUGCUUGAACUAUUUCUAGUCCUCGUGUUUUUUAAAUGGUUGGAUUCAUGUUUGAUUCAAUUUUUUAUUUAGUCUGUGUUUUAUAUUAAGUAUUGACAGGUUUUACUGCCAUGAUCAAGUUGGUAAACUGUAUUGGUAUUCAGUAUUAUAUCUGUAAACCAUAGCCAAUUAUAUAUAUAUAUAUAUAUAUAUAUAUAUAUAUGAAAAAAUAGUGCCUAUACACGUUGGGUUGAAAUAGAUCAAGCAAAAAAAACAAUCUGACUUGAAACAAAACUGACGUUUUAGAAAUGUUAUCGUUAUGUGAAGCGUUACUGCCAGUAAAAUGUGUAUUUGUUUUUAAUAA